Messenger RNA from Nannizzia gypsea CBS 118893, 1932 nucleotides. RefSeq names its product alpha-actinin-2. The record is from RefSeq and is a predicted model, not a curated record. Gene Ontology annotation, molecular function: calcium ion binding; actin filament binding. Lineage: Eukaryota; Fungi; Ascomycota; Eurotiomycetes; Onygenales; Arthrodermataceae. The coding region runs from base 1 to 1932 and encodes 643 amino acids. Gene Ontology annotation, biological process: actin cytoskeleton organization; muscle cell development. The transcript is spliced from 4 exons. Gene Ontology annotation, cellular component: cell projection; cortical actin cytoskeleton; cell junction.
AUGUUGACCGUGGAGAAGCAAUGGAUUAAUGUCCAGCAAAAGACAUUCACAAAAUGGUUAAACUCCAAGCUCAAGAUCCGGAACAUCGCCAUAAAUGACUUGGUGGAAGACCUUUCAGAUGGAGUUAUCCUCAUUCACAUCCUCGAGAUACUUGGGAACGAGUCAUUGGGCCGAUAUGCUUCAAAGCCAAAGCUUCGAGUGCAGAAGUUUGAAAAUGCGAACAAAUGUCUCGACUUUAUCAAGGGGAGGGGGAUACAGAUGACCAACAUUGGUGCAGAAGAUAUCGUUGACGGAAACAGGAAGAUAAUUCUCGGCCUGAUAUGGACGCUCAUUCUGCGAUUCACGAUCAGCGAUAUCAAUGAGGAGGGCAUGACAGCAAAGGAGGGACUGUUGCUAUGGUGCCAACGGAAAACUGCUUGUUAUCCGGGCGUGGAAGUAAGGGAUUUCUCCUCGAGCUGGAACGAUGGAUUGGCGUUUUGCGCACUGCUGGAUAUCCAUCGGCCCGACCUAAUCGAUUUCGACGCUCUAGACAAGACCGAGCAUAAGAAGAACAUGCAGUUGGCAUUUGAUAUUGCAGCAGAGCAUAUUGGCAUUCCGGAUUUGCUUGAUGUAGAGGACGUGUGCGAUGUUGCAAAGCCAGACGAACGCUCUCUUAUGACGUACAUUGCCUACUGGUUCCACGCCUUCUCACAGCUUGAGAAGGUAGAGAACGCCGGUAGACGUGUGGAGAAGUUCGUCCAGAACAUGCAGGGAGCAUGGGAGAUGCAAAACUCCUUUGAGCGCCGGAUGAGAGCUUUGUUGAAGAACAUUGCUGCUCAGCAGGAAAAAUGGCUUAACUCAACAUUUGCAGGCACAUACGCAGAUGCCAAAGAGCAAGCCAGCGAGUUUGCAGCGUACAAAAAGAACCAGAAGCGCGAAUGGGUUGCUGAGAAGUCUGACCUUGCUGCCCUCCUGGGAAAUAUCAAGACAAAGCUAAGCACCUACCGUCUGCGAGCCUAUGACCCACCACCAGAACUACGUCUGGAGGUCUUGGACGACGAAUGGGCCAGUUUAACUACUUAUGAGCACAAGCGAAGCCAGUUGAUCAAUGAAACUAUUCGUGAUAUCAAAAAUGCCCUUCGGCGAUCGUUUGCAGACAAGGCUAAUGAUUUCGCUCUAACCUUGAACACGCUCUCACUGGCCAUCUCAGGUCUCGAGGGAGACGUUGAAGAUCAAUUAACGCACGUUCAGCGGCUUAGUGAUAACCUUCCUCCCUUAGAUGCCUUCCUCGAUACUAUAGAGGACCUCGAUGAGCAGUGCGAGGAAGCUAACAUUGAAGAGAAUGACUUUACUACCUACACCUUUGAAGAGCUCUCCUAUGAAUUGAGCCUUGUCAAAUCCAGUGUAGCGAAGAAGCUAGCGUUCUUAGAAAACCAGAUGGUUGCUCGAAAUAUGACCAAUCUAACCCCAAUACAGCUGGAAGAGUUUGAGUCUGUAUUCAGACACUUUGACCGAGACUCUACAAACACGCUGCAUGAAAUAGAAUUCUCGGCAGCACUGGCUAGUUUAGGAUUGGUGUACGAUGAAGAUGAGAUGCAUGAGGUCUUCGUGGAGACCUGCGGCCCCAGCCGUCUAGAGAGAAACGCCGGUGUCAGCUUUGAACAGUUCAUUCGGUUCAUGGUCAGCGUUACUGAAGAUCAAAACACAGCAGAACAGGUCCUUCAGAGUUUCAAGGAGGUAGCUGACGGGAAGCCAUAUGUGACAGAACUUGACCUCCGGCAUUCUCUAAUACCGGAUGAACUUAUCGACAACCUAGUAGAGUCGAUGCCCAAGCAUACGGGGCCUGACCUCCUGGAAGACAGGGAUGUCCCAAAGUACGACUACAUGACCUUUAUGGAGCACAUGAUGAACAGCGGCCGUGGUAACGAUGUUGGGACCAAUCACACCAAAUAA